Messenger RNA from Scatophagus argus, 4047 nucleotides. Its product is annotated as E3 ubiquitin-protein ligase RNF31-like. Gene Ontology annotation, molecular function: K48-linked polyubiquitin modification-dependent protein binding; linear polyubiquitin binding; K63-linked polyubiquitin modification-dependent protein binding. Gene Ontology annotation, biological process: protein linear polyubiquitination. Lineage: Eukaryota; Metazoa; Chordata; Actinopteri; Scatophagidae. The record is from RefSeq and is a predicted model, not a curated record. Gene Ontology annotation, cellular component: LUBAC complex. The transcript has 24 exons. Bases 190 to 3528 code for a protein of 1112 amino acids.
CUCAGCACGUCAAAGUCGAGUUCCGCAUUCAAAGCUAGCUUCACCGAGUGCAGUACAGUCUGAGAUACCAACCACAUAGUUCAAAAGGACGUUAUUUUUUACUAAUGGCAGCAUAGAUAUUUUCCAACGACAAGCGGGAAAGACGGGAUAACUGUCGAAACUCGUGAGGGCGAACUUAAUUUAGCGGCAAUGAGCGGCAGCCCUGCUUCUGUCCAGAUGGACGAGGUCAGGAGGAGAUCCCAGUCCCUCCUCUCCUUUUCAGGUUCAGCCCAGGAUGUGAAGGCUGAUGUCCAGACCAUGGCCAGCAUCCCUCUUCCCCUGUCAGAGAAGUACCGUCACUUUGGAGUGGAAGCCAUGUUGAGGGAGAACACGGCUGGCCGCAACAGAGAUGAGGUUCUUGAGUCUUUGAGUAGACUAAUCAAGGCCUUGAGUAUCCUGGAGAAAUAUGGCUGUAACCUGACCAGUCCCGUCAGGCCCAGAUACUGGAGGAGUGUCAAGCACAACAACCCCGUCUUCAGGGCAACAGUGGAUGCUGUCAAGGGAGGCCGGAGGGUCCUCUAUCUGUACGGUUACACAAAUCAGCAGAUAGAUGGCCUCAGUUUCCCUGAUGAAGUCGCUGAACCAGACAAAGAAAAGGUUGCUGCGGUGACGCUGGAGGUCAUGACCUUACGCACAGAGGUGGACAUGCUCAUCAAGGACACCCAUCCUCACCCAGAAUACUUCAAAGAUAUCAUCCCAUUUAUUAACCAGCAGGAGAAGCAGACGAAUGAUCCUGACGUUAUCUUGCCUGGAGAAGAGCAGCAGGUAGCCAAAGUCCAGGUUCAUUCUCCUCCACCUAAACCCACUCAGGUCCCUGCAGGACAAGGCCUGAAAUCUCCGACAGGCUCUCCUGCAGCCAGUGUUUGUAAUUUGUGUGGUGGUCCUUCAGCUCUGGUUUGCCCAUCUUGUGACAGUCAAACUUUCUGUGACGCAUGCGAUGACCUCUUUCACCGCCACCCUUCCAGAGCCAGUCACAAGAGAUAUGAAACACAGAAAGCCAAACAGGACACCUGCAGCAUCUGUGGGAUUUCUUCUGUACAUACUCAGUGCUCCACAUGUGUCCAGAGGUUAUGUCUGAACUGUGACAAGCUUUUCCACUCUCACCCGGACCGUAAAGGACAUAAGAGGACUAAUAUUACACCAGCUAAAAUGUCCAGUCCAUCUCUGUCCCCUUGGGAGUGUGCUCAUUGCACUACAGUGAACGAGAUGCGAGCCGUCCUCUGCUCAACCUGCGAACGCCCUCGACUUGCUACAGCUGCAUCCACUGUUCAGGAAAGCCCAAUGCCAGCCCCCACAUCUCCCAAGACAGAGUGGCAGUGCAAGAGCUGCACAGUUGUGAAUCAAGGCAGCAGCGUCCUCUGUGAGGUGUGUGAGCGCCCUCGUCUGGCCACUCGCCCACCUGUCGCACCAGCGCCCAGCCCAGGAUCUGUGCCUGACAACAGAACACAGUGGAUGUGCCAGUUCUGCACCUAUGUAAACACUAAGCCCGGUCCAGCGUGUGAGAUGUGCAACCUGUCAUGUAAAGACUCUACUGGAGUUUCUCUGGCCCAGUCCCUCCAGCAGAUUCCACCCAACACUAAAGAUCAACCCCAGCCGGGUGUGAGGCCCCAGCCGAUGCCCAGAGUCAAUCUUGAGCUGAAAAGACAGAAGAUGAUGAUGGAAGACGGCCUCAGUCUCAUCCACCAGAUCAGAGAAGCAGAAAAGUGUGGCAUCAGUCCCGAGGAGGUGUACGCCGCCAGCUUGUGCAGCGGCAGCAACACUAAACCCUGUGAUUGGCUGAAGUCAGAACUGCCUCACUUGCUGGAUGAAAUCUGCGCCAUGGCGGCGUCUGUUCAGCUAAACUACAAAGCCGGAGAUUCUGGGAUACAACCUGUGGUAGAGGGAGAUGGAGAGGUGCUGGAGCGGAGCGAUCCUAAUGUCACAGGUGAAGGUGUGAAGCUGUCCAGAGCUGAGGCCAAGCUGGCCUGGUUGGCAGCAGAAGGAGACACAGACAGAGCAGUGAGACAGCUGCUGAGAGACAGACAGCUCAAGAUGAGGGAGCUGCACUCUCUUGGCUUUAGAGAUGUAUCUCAGUGUGAGGAGGCCCUGCGGCUCAGUGGAGGAGAGGUGAAGGAGGCUUUGUCCCUGCUGCAGCGCCCUCUCCUGGAGCCCUUCCAUAAACGCAUCUGGACCGAGCAGCCUGAGCCGCCGAUUGAUGCCAGCAACCCGGACAAGCCGAGGAUGUGCAGACGUCUGUUGGCGCUGUAUGACCUGCCCAGCUGGGGGCGCUGCGAGCUGGUCCUCUCGUUGCUCCAAGAACCAGACGUCACCUACUCUCUGGAGGACGUAGUGCAAGCUGUGAAAGAGUCGCACGACAGAGAUUUCAUCCGGCGUGUCCUCAACAACGAGUGCCCCUGCUGUUUUUCCAUCUUCCCUCGCAGCAAGAUGCAGUCUCUGACUUCCUGUCAGUGCUCUGUGUGCCACGAGUGCUUCAGGCUGCACUUCACCAUCGCAGUGAGAGACAAACACAUCAGAGACAUGGUGUGUCCUGUGUGCGGCGAGCCAGACAUCAACGACCAAGAACAACUGGACAGCUACUUUUCCACGCUGGACAUACAGCUGCGUGACUGCCUGGACGUGGACGUGUACGAGCUGUUUCAUAAAAAGCUGACUGAGCACGCGCUGAUGAAAGACCCAAAAUUCCUGUGGUGUUACCAUUGCACCUCCGGUUUUAUCAACGAUGGAGACCAGCUGAAGGUCACCUGCCCUUCUUGCCGCAAGAGUUUUUGUGCUCAGUGUAAGAAACCUUGGGAGCCUCAGCACCAGGAUCUGUCCUGUGAGCAGUUCCAGCAGUGGAAGAGGGACAAUGAUCCAGAGUACCAGAGGCAGGGCCUAGCCGGCUACCUGAGAGACAAUGGCAUCACAUGUCCUCACUGCAGGUUCCAGUACGCUCUGACGAAAGGAGGCUGCAUGCACUUCACCUGCUCUCAGUGCAGGUACCAGUUCUGCAGCGGCUGCAACAACCCGUACCACAAGACGGGAUGUAAGACGGCCCAUUGCAAUUACACUGGUUUACAUGCUCAUCACCCCCGUGACUGUCUCUUCUAUCUCAGAGACUGGGAGCCACCGAGACUGCAGGCACUGCUGCAGAGGAACGGUGCAGAGUUCAACACAGAUCCUUCUACUGGAACUCAAACUGACGCUUGCUGUGUGAUGGAGCAGAAAGAUGAAGAAGGUCAGCAGAUCGACUCACCGUGUGGCAUCCAAACACAGCCGGGACAAGCUGGACUUUGCGAGAAGCACUACAGGGAGUACCUGGUGAGCCUGAUAAACGCUCACUCUCUGGACCCCGCUAUGCUCUACGAUGCCCACGAGCUGACUCGGGCCUGUGAGAGGUACCAGGUGGACGUUCAGAGAGGAGAGAACGAGGAAGAUAACGCUUACCAUGCUCGACUGCUCAAGAAACUGAUGGAGGUCCCUCUUGGUGAAAAAGUUCCUCGAAACAAAUGAAGGUUCCUGAACAGAACAUCACCAGCAUCCACACAUCAUGUUGUAACUGUUUCUGUAGUUCUCACAAAAUAACUGAUUAUGAAGGAAUCAGUCUGUUAAACAGGUCAACAUGCGUCUCAGUUUUGCAAAUGUUGGAGCUACAGUGUAUCUUAUUUUGUCUUAUAAACCUUUUAAAAACUUGGUUAUGGUUAAGAGUUGGGUCUUGUUCAGAUAGUUUUAGAAUUUAUCUUUUGCACUUCUAAGGAAAUGUUUGGUGAAAAAGCGCUAUCUCAGAAUAAUGUAGCAAUUCAGGGCAACAUUUUCUAAGUAAAUACUGAGGAAUUUAAUUUAGAUUCGCUCUCUGGAGGGUAAAAAGGUUAAUAUUUUAUCAAAGACUGUAUAGAUUUUCUGCUGUCAGGAUGCUGUGAUUCAGGUAUGAUGGAUGAAUCGAACGCGAAAAAUAAAUGUGAUUAUUUUGAAAUGUACAUUUAUUGAUGUAUUUUAGACAUAAAUAAUAAAUGAGACAGCACUAUGAUCCCA